Molecule: messenger RNA, 2289 nt
Organism: Geodia barretti
Lineage: Eukaryota; Metazoa; Porifera; Demospongiae; Tetractinellida; Geodiidae
Source: the annotation of a GenBank genome assembly
CAGUAAACCUUCCCUCCGGCCAAUCUUGCAAACAGGGUGCGGCACUAAUUGGAGUUGAGCGUUGGGCUAGCGCAUGGGAAAGUCCAAAGGUCGCGCGAUGGAAGCAAAGCCGAAGCGGAGUAGGGAGGAAGAAUGCCCCCCUGGCGGCUCCACGGGCAGCAAGAAGCCCCGGGUAGCUGCAGGAGAGGAGCCCGUGGCCGCGGAAAUGAGUGACGUGUACCGCUGUAGGGUAUUUCUAGAGGGCAUCACCCAACGCUGGAGGAACAAGGAAAUGAUGAAAAAAGAGGAUGGCAGAGUGGCUCUCUACAAUAGGCCCUACCAGCUGUGUGUACUUCCUGAUUUCAUCACCAGCAGGAGCAGCAAGGACUACCUCCACCGGCUCCGAGAGGAACUUUCGAGACUCAAGUUUGCGGAGAAGAACAAUGACUUAUACCAGUUUCACCAGGGAGUUUUGAAUGUGUGGCUAAUGAAAGGUAUAAAAGGGCCUGAGAAGAGAUGAAGCAUCAAACUAGAGUGACCUGAAUUAGUCUUGAAUCAACCGAUCUUGAGCACACUUAGACGCCUUUUUCCAAAACUCCCCGCCUAGCGAAUCACCUUUAGUCACCAUGAUCUGCAACUACCUCAAGAAGACGCUCUCGACUGUGGCAGUGUGUGUGGUGCUCUGGGCUCUCUGCUGCUCGUCUGCCCCAAACACUCGACGAUCUGCAGCUACAGCCAAUUGCUCCACCAACUACCAGCCCGCCUCAGCUGCCGUGCAACUUGCAAACGGUUUUGAAGUUGCAGAGCAUUUCACGAAAGCUGUGUCUGCCCCUGGGAACACGACAUUCUACACAACACUAGUCAGUCUGUCACAGAUAGCUAUCCGACUGGACAAUGCCGUGGGCCUUCUCAAUUCCCCCAACACCUCAUCGUCUACUUCCACUCAUACCUGCAAAAACAGCAACAGCAGUAGCAACAGCAGUAGCAAUGCAACAAGCAGCAGUAGUAGUUCCAGUAGCCUCGAGCUACGAGCUCUGUCUGCUGUUGUGAGCCAAGUUGUCAAGGAUGCUUGCAACUAUGUAUUGGAGAUCUCAACAGUUGACCACCAAGUAAACUGUGAGGACCUGAAUGAAGUGGCCACCUGGUCUCUCCACCUCUACAACUCACCGAGAGGCCAGUCUCAACGCAGAGACUCGCUGACCAUCGCUGAGGCGUAUUCAGUUCACAGACUGCUGCCAGGGAUAUUCCCAGAUGGUGCCACUGCAGAUCCUGGCCUGGUGAAACAGUGGUCUGAUGACCUGAAGCGGUUCAAGUCUCCUUGCAUCACUGCAUUUAGAGAUGUCCUCAGAGAGCAAGUCUUGCCCUGGCUGGGGCAGGUGACUGGAAUACAGCUCACCACUCAAAUUGACAUCACCUGCUCCAAAUAUGAGUUCACAGAUUACCUGCUCUGUCAUGAUGACCGGCUGGAGGGCAGGAGAAUUGCAUUCGUCUUCUACCUGGUCCAGGACUGGACACCUCUGGAUGGAGGUAAUUUGGAGCUGUUUGAUACUGACGAGAAUGGCCACCCACACGAGGUGGCAGUCUCCAUUCCUCCAGUGUGGAACAACUUUGUCUUCUUCGAAGUCACCCCCGCUUCCUUCCACCAGGUAUCGGAGGUGCUGCAGUCAAUGAAGACACGUCUCUCUAUCAGUGGAUGGUUCCAUGGACCUGAGGUCCCCAGACCAUUACCUAAACCCCUCCCACCACCUCCCAUGACUCCUCCCAUCCCCGCUGAUUUGGCGGUGUUGUCAGAGUGGGUGAGUCCAGUCUACCUGGACAUUGGUACACAGAGCCAGAUCCAGUCACAGUUUGAGGUGGACUCUCAGAUUGAACUACCAAACUUCCUCCUGGAGACUAAGUAUGAAGAGUUGUGUGGGGAGCUAAUGGGGCAGCAGUGCAAAUGGACUGCCAAGGGACCUCCAAAUAAGAGGCCGGCUAAAAAGUGACAAUGGGUUCAGCACUAUAUACACUUGCCUGAAAAACUAAUGACAAUGGGUCCAGUCCAUGGUAUAUAGCUCACCCAAUGUAUAUAAUAUCCAUUGCUACUACUACUACUUUAGAUACUAAAGAUGCUAUACUGGCUUUAAAAUACUGCGCCUGCUAAAAAGUGAUCUCAAUGACAAUGGUUUCAGUUUGGAGCUCUAAGGCACCAGUCCAUCACUGAUCUUACUUGGCCCACUGGCUCACUAAUGACGUGUAAACCAAGUGAACAAGGCAGAAUAUAGCAAUGUUGUUGCCUACUCUCUCUAUUACAGACGUGUGCAUGUGGCA